AAUGCACUCACACACACACACACACACAACACGGAGCAGAAAUCCAAACAAACUCCUCCCACUCUUUUGUGACAGACAAGACCAGCUGUAACCCUCGCCAUGCCUCUGCUCUCAAGGAUCAUCUUUGACGCGCACGACCAAGACAAGUCGGGCAACAUCGACGCCAGCGAGCUCAAGGCGAUUGUGUACAAACUUGGACACCCCAUGUCUGAUGAGGAGAUUGAGACCUCCCUGCGCAUCAUCGACAAGGAUCAAUCUGGAAAGAUCACAUAUGACGAGUUCAAGAAGUGGUGGGCACAGAAGGACAGGUUCCAGGUGCUGAAGGAUGAGCAGGAGAACCAGAAGAAGGCCGAAGAGUGGGCGCAGUGGCUGCAAGUGACGACGGACCACUUCAACUACUUUGACAAAGAUCGCAACGGCGCCAUCUCGCGCGAAGAGUUUGCUUCCCUCUACGACAACCUCAAGCAAUCAUAUGACCUUGGUUCGCUUGAUGAUGCGCUGGCUGAGCUGGACGCCAACCACGAUGGCAGCAUCUCUCUCAAGGAAUACGUCAGGUGGCUGCGUGGACGCACGGGCAACUAAUAACCCAUGAUCCUUUGCGCCUACGCGUGCGCGCACGUGUGUGUGUGUGUGGGGGGGGGGGGGGGGGGGGUGUGUGU
Molecule: messenger RNA, 659 nt
Organism: Salpingoeca rosetta
Lineage: Eukaryota; Choanoflagellata; Craspedida; Salpingoecidae
Exons: 8
Coding region: 100-582 (160 amino acids)
Molecular function (GO): calcium ion binding
Source: RefSeq, a predicted model, not a curated record